AUGCCCACAAUUCGAUUAUCAUGGUAAAAAACAUUUAGCAAUGACGUUUUUAUAGGAUUAGCAAUCUUCUAUGCAGGUGCCGAACUGGUGAUUGCAUGAAGUGACUUUCAGUAAAACCUACUCAGAAAUUGUUCCAAGCCUAUCCACAUUUGGCUUCUGAUAUCAUGCUUAUUUUUAGGGUUAUUUAGGCUUGUUCAUUCGAUGGGAGAUCCAGAAGUAGAUGAAAUUAAUGAACCAUGGUGCUUUAAACUAUUUACAAGCAAUUCAAACUUAAGAUCCUGCAUUGUUGUAGGAGUUCUUUAUCCAUUUUUCCUAUGCUGGAUACUUUUAGGUACCUUUUGGUACGCAGAAGUGGAUUCAGAUGACUACAAGCUGUCUGGUAUUGAAGGAACAGCAGCUCGGUGUUUUAAAGAUCAGCAGCAAAGCUGAUAUUUUAUAUUGUGGCUCAUGAUUUUCUAUGUGUGGAUUAUUGCGUAUACUACUUCAAUCAUGAUCUCAGCUAUGGUCUAUUUCAGAAAUCUCGACAUCAGAGGACAGUAUGUAAGAUUAGCAGAACAGUAUGGAGAUGACCCAGUGCCCAGAUUAAGUCCACACUUGCAAGGAUUAUCUCCUGGAUCAAUUUUGAGGUUUGAAGUAGAAACAAUAAAAACGCCUGAAGCUAAUAUCAACCAAUGUACAGUCUGUUUAGAAGAUUUUAAAGCGAGAGAAAAGGUAAGAGUCAUGCCUUGUAAACACAGGUUCCAUUUGCAGUGCAUCGAUGUCUGGCUCAUGCGCCAAGGCAGCUGUCCGAACUGUAAAAGAAAUUUAAGAACAAAUAGUGAAGCAAUACCUUUAAUACCAAUUUAA
Messenger RNA from Blepharisma stoltei, 846 nucleotides. NCBI's taxonomy places the organism in Eukaryota, Ciliophora, Heterotrichea, Heterotrichida, Blepharismidae. The record is from the annotation of a GenBank genome assembly.